This is a messenger RNA of Drosophila melanogaster (fruit fly), 2506 nucleotides long. RefSeq names its product acyl-CoA oxidase 1 (gene ACOX1). Gene Ontology annotation, molecular function: fatty acid binding; acyl-CoA oxidase activity; oxidoreductase activity, acting on the CH-CH group of donors. Gene Ontology annotation, cellular component: peroxisome; nucleus. Lineage: Eukaryota; Metazoa; Arthropoda; Insecta; Diptera; Drosophilidae. Gene Ontology annotation, biological process: fatty acid metabolic process; fatty acid beta-oxidation using acyl-CoA oxidase; fatty acid beta-oxidation. The coding region runs from base 327 to 2336 and encodes 669 amino acids. The transcript has 8 exons. The record is from RefSeq and is marked reviewed.
AAUAAUGGUUGUGCUACAGACUAUUUCAACACAAAAGCGAACUUAUUACAUGUGUAUUUUCGCGGUUAAAGUUCACGUCGUUCGAGAGCUGGCAUCGAUGAUUAGAUUCGGAAUAGCUGGAUCAGAUCAGCAGUCCAUAAUCUCAAUCUCCUCCACUGGAUUUCCUCCACCAGCACUUGAGUGACCGACUGACUGACCACUGAGCGCAAUUCGCCUUUCCAGCAACAAUCAGUCAGUACGCGAUAUUCAACGAAGACGGACGCUUUGCGGUGGCUCGUUAAUCCAUAACCUGUUUACGUGACUUGAAUACUGUGCCGCAUAGCAAAAUGCCAGCCAAACCAGUGAAUCCCGAUCUCCAGAAGGAACGCAGCACGGCCACCUUCAAUCCCCGGGAGUUCUCCGUUCUGUGGGCCGGCGGCGAGGAGCGAUUCAAGGAGAAGAAGGCCCUGGAGAAAUUGUUUUUGGAGGAUCCAGCCCUUCAGGACGACUUGCCCAUUUCCUAUUUGUCACACAAGGAGCUCUAUGAGCACAGCUUGCGCAAAGCCUGCAUCAUAGGAGAGAAGAUCCGCAAGCUACGUGCUGAUGGCGAGGAUGGAGUGGAUACUUACAAUGCUCUGCUUGGUGGAUCCUUGGGAUCGGCUAUUCUAAAGGAGGGCAAUCCGCUUGCGCUGCACUACGUGAUGUUCGUGCCCACCAUCAUGGGCCAGGGAACGAUGGAUCAGCAGGUGGAAUGGCUGAGCAAGGCCUGGGACUGUGAAAUCAUUGGCACCUAUGCCCAAACGGAACUGGGACACGGAACCUUCCUGCGCGGUCUGGAGACCAGGGCUGACUACGAUGCCAGCACCCAGGAGUUUGUUAUAAACACUCCAUCACUCAGUGCAUACAAGUGGUGGCCCGGUGGAUUGGGACACACUGCUAACCAUGCGGUUGUGGUGGCACAACUCUACACCAAGGGCGAGUUCCGUGGUCUGGCUCCUUUUAUUGUCCAAUUGAGGGAUUCCGAUACUCACCGUCCCAUGCCCGGCAUCGACAUUGGAGAUAUUGGUACCAAGCUGGGCAUGAAGGGUGUCAACAAUGGCUAUUUGGGACUGAAGAACGUACGGGUGCCUUUAAACAACAUGCUGAUGAAGAACCAGCAAGUGCUGCCCGAUGGCACAUAUGUGGCGCCGAAGAAUAGCGUGCUUACCUACGGAACUAUGAUGUUUGUGCGUUGUGCUCUUAUCCGUGAUACCGCUCAGAGCCUGGCAAAGGCAUCCACUAUUGCCACUAGGUAUUCAGCUGUUCGCCGACAGAGUCCCAUUGAUCCCAAUCAACCGGAGCCCCAAAUCAUGGACCAUACCACGCAGCAGUUGAAGUUGUUCCCCCAGAUAGCUAAAGCCAUCGUUUUCAAAACGACGGGUGAUGGCAUCUGGAAUAUGUACAACGUGAUAUCUGGCGAGAUUGAGCAGGGUAACUUGGAUCGCCUGCCCGAAAUGCAUGCAUUGUCCUGCUGCCUUAAGGCCAUCUGUAGUGCCGAUGCCGCCGCCGGCGUGGAAACGUGUCGUCUGUCAUGUGGCGGACAUGGCUACAUGGACUGCUCCAACUUCCCCACGAUAUACGGCAUGACCACGGCCGUUUGCACCUAUGAGGGCGAGAACACAGUGAUGCUGCUGCAGACUGCUCGCUAUUUGGUGAAGGUUUAUGGGCAGGCCUUGAAUGGAGAGAAGCUGGUGCCAACGGUUUCGUACAUCAGUGAUGCAAUAAACCAAACCAAGUUUGUUAACUUUGACGGAUCAUUGAGGUCUAUUGUCAAGGCUUUCCAAUUCGUUGCCGCCAACAAAACCCGAAUUGCCUAUGAGCAGAUUGAACUGCGCCGCAAGCAAGGUUAUGGUACCGAGGUGGCAGCUAAUCUAUGUGGCACCUUCCUAACAGCAGCUGCAGAUCUUCAUGGACGCGCCUUCCUAGCGCAGACUGCCUAUACGGAGCUUUUGGCCUUGUCGCGCGAGGUGUCCCCAGAACUAGCUGAAGUCCUAAAGGUGGUGCUGGAGCUGUAUCUGGUAGACGCCUGCCUCAACCGCAUUGGCGACUUCUUGCGGUUCAUUGAUCUCACUGAUCAAGAUGUCACGAAACUGGAGGUUCGCCUGGAGAACUGCUUAAAACGAUUCCGGCCGAAUGCCGUCAGCUUGGUGGACAGCUUUGAUCUUCACGAUCGCGUGCUAGAUUCCGCAUUGGGUGCCUAUGAUGGAAAUGUUUACGAACACAUCUUCGAGUCUACGAAGAAGAACCCGUUGAACAAGGAGCCAGUCAACGGAGCAUUCCACAAGUACUUGAAGCCAUUCAUGAAGGCUCACCUCUAGAUUCAUAUCCUAUUGCUCUGGAAGAUUUUCACAAGUGUUAUUAUUGUAAAUAUACAUUUGUUUCCAUUGUUUUUGUAUUAUACAACUGUCUGCUUAGCAAAUGGUCUUUAAGACAAUUAUGAUGUCAGGGCUUGUGCAGUUGAAACUAGGCUGUAAAAUUAUACACAAAU